Eupeodes corollae is the source of this 1809-nucleotide messenger RNA. RefSeq names its product regulatory protein zeste (gene z). The coding region runs from base 365 to 1792 and encodes 475 amino acids. The record is from RefSeq and is a predicted model, not a curated record. NCBI's taxonomy places the organism in Eukaryota, Metazoa, Arthropoda, Insecta, Diptera, Syrphidae. The transcript has 2 exons.
CUGAGCAAACCCAAUUUAGUUUCUCAUUGAUAAUCGGAGUGAGUGGGAUUGCCGUUUUGUGCUCCGUAACUUUGCGAGUCGAGUGUUUAAAUUUAUUAAUUUUGUGAGUCAGUGUCGGUGCACUUGUUUUUAUACAUUUCAUCUGUAUAUGAAUACACGUAGUGUAUGAGUGUGUUUGUGUGACAAAAUACAUGCACGGUUAAAUAAAGAACCAAAUGUAAAAUAUUGCUAAUGCUUACUUUCUUCUUCAACAACUUCAACAUAAACUAGAUUCAAUAUCUAAAUAAUUUAUAAAUACCCACAUCGAAAAAUCUAUUUGAUUCCAAUUAUCUGCAUUUGCAUUGCAGAAUAAAACUUAUAUGCUAUGUCUGGUGUGAGCAAUAACACCAGCAAUAGCGCUCUGAAAGGUGCUCCCAAUUCCUCCACCACAUCGCCGAGAAAUGAAAAUCCAAAUAGCAGUGGGAACGCUUCAAUUUGUUUGACUCCCAGAUUCACAAAUGAGGAAAAGGCAAUCCUUUAUAGUUUGUUCCGCAAGCACGAGGAAGUCAUCGACAUAAAAUACCGCAAGAAGCAAAAAGGCAAAUACUCGGUUCGGGACGCAUGGCAGUCGAUUGUUGAGGACUUCAAUGGAAACCCUUGCGUGACAAUCUUUCGUAACCUCAAGCAAAUUCAGAAAUUUUGGUUGAAUGCCAGAUUGCGGAAACAAUAUCCAUUUCAACAAGAUAAUGAUAAGAAACAAAAUAUUACCCGCAAGACUUCCACUUCUGGCAAUUCUGUGACUGUGUCGCCAAAAACUUUGGAUUGUGUGCCAGCUCCAAUUAAAUGCGAACCAGAAUUCAUUCUUCCAGCAAAUAGCACACCACAAUCAACGCAUAAUGCUGAGGAAUACGAAGAGAUCGAAUUACAGGGCACCACUGUUACCGAUACACUUAAUGCAGAAUCAUUAGAAGAUUCAACAGAAAUUCAACAAAUUCAUGAACAAAAUCAUCAAGAUAUUCAACAACAAAUCAUCCAGCAACAACAGCAGCAACAACAACAACAGCAGCAGCAACAACAACAACAACAGCAACAACAACAACACAAUCAUCAAAACCAACAACAUGCGACCGUACAAGCGCAACAGGUCAAUGUUGAUCAAAUAAGUGCCGAAAAACUCACUCUUAACGAUCUACUUCACUUCAAGAACGCUCGUCCUCGUGAUGAAAUUAUUUUGCAGAUCAAGCAUCCUGAUGGCGGAUCAAUAACCCUGCCAUCACCCACUCGCAUUACUAUUCCCCAUCAGCAUAGCAGCUAUAACCACAUUAUUGGUGAAAUUAAAGGACAACCACAAACGCCACAUAUUCAAGUACAACACUACCAAACCCAACAAAUUCAACAACAAUCACCUCAGCAAGUUGCUCAGCAGCAGCAACAACAACAACAACAACAACAACAACAAAUUCAGCAACAAUAUAGCGCAGCCAAUUCAACCUAUUGCACUUAUACCACACAACACCUGCCCCAUGCUACAUUGCCAUCAAAUAUCGGACAAACUGUUAGUACAGCAAAUCAAGCCAGCUUUGUGGUAUCAGAAUCCUUCGACGAUAAGGUAAACUUUUUCAAGCUGAAAGAGGCCGAGCUUCGGUACAAAGAAGUACAACUUCAAUUAGAACAGAAACGCAUUGAAAUAUCGCGUAUGCAAGAAGAGCUUAAGCAUCAAAAGGAAAUGCAUCGGUUGCAAGUUGACGAAAUGAAAAUUAAAAUUAGAAUCUUAAGUGAAGAAGAACGUAAGUUGAGAAAUAAAGAGAGUUAGUUAUAAAAUAAAGAAAA